Prorocentrum cordatum is the source of this 5740-nucleotide messenger RNA. NCBI's taxonomy places the organism in Eukaryota, Dinophyceae, Prorocentrales, Prorocentraceae. The record is from the annotation of a GenBank genome assembly.
AUGCCGCCCAAGAAGACGGAGGCGGCCUUGCUCGCAGACGUCGCAGAGCAUCGUCGGUGGGCGACUGCCAAUUUGACGGCCCUGAGAGCACGGGGCGGCAUCGGCUUGAAGGCGAAGCUUCAGCAGAGGGCGGGGCUCGAGGAACAGCGGAUUUACAAGUGGUACGUGAAGCACGCGGGCGUCGCAUCUGAUCAUCCGACAGUUGCCGCUGCCCUGUCGGAGCUGGACGCCCUGGUCAAUGACUCCCUCGGCCCGGCAGCGUCGGCGUGCCCCGACGACGCCCCGCCGGCAAAGCAAAGGCGCCUGACCGAGAGGGGUGGCGAGGCUGCUGCCUGCGCGGCGCCGUUGCAGGGCGAGUCACGGCCUGGCCAGUCGACGCCGGCAGCUCGAGGGGUUGUCCCGACGGCUUGCUCGGCUGGACACGGCCCGGCGGCUGCAGCAGCGGCCAAGGCGUCUCCCGCUUCAACGCCGCCCAUCGGCAUCGAAGAGACCCCGGCGAAGAGGCCUCGCCUGUUCGCCGACGGGCUCGGUGCGACGCCCGCGCAGACCACCGGCGGCCUGACGCCUGCCACCGCGGAGGCCUUGGCAAGGUCGUGCCGCAAGAGCCCGUGGGAGUCCCCGUUGGUCGACGAUUCCGUGAGGCUUGCUCACCCAGGGAAUCCCGCGAGAGGUGCCUCGCGGCCCGUCGAGCGGCCGCGCUUGCGCCCGCGGGAAGAGGAGCGCCUCCUGGCGGCAGUGCCGCGGAAAGCUGUGAAAGAUCUGUACGUGCACGUCCGCGAUGAGGCUCUGCGCCUAGGCAACGGAGAGUACCUCCCACAAUGGCGCGAGAACAAGCCAAAGUAUCGACAGCUGAACUACGUGUGGAAUUUGCACCAGCACGGCGAGCUCCAGGCGGCCGAGUACGCUCUGUUGGCGCACCAGCCUCACAUUAUUGGCCCAGAGCUCUUCGGCGCAGUGGAGAAGGUGGAGUGCCCCGCCGCAGUGAUCCCCUCGAGCAGCAGCGCCUGGCGGUGGACUUUCAAGCCGGCAGGAGUUGACGUGGAAGGACCGCAGGUGGAAUCUCGGGCCGACGCGGCGCGAGCCCUGGCCGGGCUGCAGGCGCGGCUGUGCCCCGAGUGGCAUCACCCAGGCACUCGCGAGCAACACCUCCGCGCCCUGCUGCGCGACGACGACCGGCAGCAGCAGAUGCGCGGCCUGCUCGCUCAGCCUGGCAUGCGGUUCGCCAGAGCGGCCGUGCUGGGAGCAGCCGCGUCAGCGCCCCGAGACGGCCGCGCGGGCGCCGCUGGCUUCCCCAACCUGACAAACACGUGCUACAUCAAUGCCGUGGUGCAGUGCUUGUACCACACGCACCCCUUCCGCGCAGACAUCGAGGGCAUGCAGCCGGGCGCCAGCAACAUGGGGGACCGCCUGCGGGACUUGUUCUGUGCGCGCAGCUCCCCUGCUUCCACGGCCGGCGACAUUCGCCCGCCGUUGGUGGCCCUUGUCCGCCAGAUCUUGCAGCAGCCGCCAGGCUUUGAGUCCGGUCGCCAACAGGACGCGGCGGAGUGCCUGAUGCGCGUCCUCGAGCACGCGGACCUCGGAGGAGUGCGGCGCCGCGUCUGCGGGGACGGCGCAGCCGCGAGCGUCGAGGGCAUGGUGCACUGCUGCGCGGCCGAGGAGGCCCAGGUGGGUCGCGAUGCGCCGCCUGUGCCCAUGGCCGCCAUGAUCCAGGCGUCCCUCACGGGCGAGCAGGCCGUCCGUGAGGCUUCGGAGGCAGUGGUCCUCCGCGUGGAGAGCAUGUACGAACAGGAUGGCAGACAGUUCGCGGUGGACGCGCGGGCGGACUGGCGGGACACUGUCUUCCCCGUCAGCAUUCUCAACGGAGACGCCGUUUCUUACGAGGUGGCGGCCUUCGCGCAGCACCGCGCCGCGCGCGGCGUACCACCUCUGCAGCGGAUGCGCGGCGGCCACUACGUCGCCUACGUCAACAAGGGCGGGCGCUGGUUCGAGCUCGACGAUGCCGUCGUGACGGAGCUGCCUGAGCCGCCUGACGCGUAUCCGUACUUGGUCUUCCUGGCCCGCGCGAGGCCCAGACGGUCGAUUCCGAUGGGCGGGAAGCGGCGCGACCCUCGUGGGCCUGACGACGCUCUGGAGGCUGCUGCCAGGCUGUCGCGAGUGAUGCCUGCGGCGUCGGGAGGGGCCGCUGCUGGCUUAGCAUCCGGAUCGGGCAGCGGCAGCCGCGGCUUGCCACAGGCUGCAGGCUCAGCGGCUGGUCAAGGCCGGACAGGCAGGGACUGGAGUGGCAGAGACCAGUCUGGUAGAGACGAGACUGGAAAGGACCAGACUGGUAGGAACCGCAGCGGUCAGCCAAGGGGCAUUGCUGGAGUGCACCCAGCUGCCAGGGCCGUCUGGAACGCUUCAGCUGCCGCGGACAACAGAGACCACACCCGGGCAGACCCCGAGAACAGCGCGGACAACCCUUUCAAGCGGUACGUGGAUAACUGGGAUCUGCGACGCACCAGCGCAGAUGUGAAAUGCCGCACCUGGUCGCAGAGGGCCGAGCCGUCGGGCCCCCAGCCGUGCCGGCUCUGCCAGGGCCGAGACUUCGCGUUCCGCGAAGAUUGGAAGAAGCACGUGGACGACGAGCACGGUGGCGUCCAGCGCUACCGCAACGCUCUCUUCUCGUCGCUGUCGCUGAAGCCCUAUGUUGUCAAGGGAGAGGAGUGGCGCGCGAUCGUGGCCAAUUAUGCGGAGUUCUACGCCAGGGCCGCCGUGGACUGGGAGAAGCCGACUGAGCGCAUGCGUGAGCUCGCUCAGACUCCCGAGGGGUUGUCUGCAGAUGAGCGCUGGGCGCCCCGGACCCGCUGUGCGUGCGUCUUCUGCGCCAGGCUGCGCUGGUCCGAGGACCUCUCCUUGGAGUUCCUAGCAGGCAAGGACUGCUUCAUGAAGAACCCCGAGGCCGUGGCCAAGCUGUUGUCUUGGGAGGUUUACCGCAAGCACUGGCCCGACAUCCCCGAGGCCGAGCUCCGCGCCUCCGCCGUGCGUCUGCGCAUUGGGAACACGGACACAUUCCAACUUGUCCUCAUGCACAAGCGGCGGGUGACGGAUGCGCAGGCGUUGGGCGACGAGCGGGCCCCGGUGUGCGAGGAUUGCCUGUACGCGUUCUCUCCCCGCCACCCGCGCAUGUGCAAGUUCACCUUCGCUAACCACUUGUGGCUCGGCAGGAAUGACCCGCUCUUCCGCAAUGCCAACUUGUCGCACCAGAUGCUCCUCGCACUCGCCCGCGUCGCGACGACCAAGGUGGUGCUGCGCCCCGAGAGCUACGACAAGCAGCGCAGCGGCGACGGGCCCACGUGGGACUUCCUCUUCCACCAGACGGGCAUGGUGGGCUCCGCAAUCCUCUUCGGGAACGCGUCGUGCAAGGAGGCCAUGGAGCGUUUCCCUCCGGCUUCCAUCAAGGGCGCCUUCGCGGUGACUUUCCUGGCAGCCAAGCAGGACGCGGCGAAAGAGCAGCCGCCAGACGGCUCGGAUAAUGCAGCGGGACAGUGGCGCCGCGAGGGUCUGGCUGGCGACGCCGCCAGGCAGCAGGACGCCGCCCGGCGCGCCGUCCGGGGCAUCGCGCGCCUCAAGGUGAACCGCGCAGAGUUUGACUCGCAGGCGCAAGCGCUGCAGUCCACGAACGUCGUCUACAAAGACAAGGAUUACGACGAGGCGCUGGUUGCCCAGUGGUGCCCCAACCCGCUGAUUCCUGAGGUGCCCCCGGUGGUGUUGGACAGCGUCGUGGCCGUGCCGUUGGAGGAUUCGCCCGGCGCCGUCGUGGCCGCGGGACCAGCCGACGCCACGGCGGCCGGGGCGCAGGAUAUGGAAGACGCAGACGUUCAGGCGUGCAAGGAAUCCCGGUACGUGAGCGCGUUCAGCGAGGAGGACAUCCCGGGCGCGGCCGCCUCGGCGGGGGCCUUGGAGGUGACGGCGCUGAUCAAGCAGCUGGAGGAGCUGGACGCGACAGCGCAGCGCUCCGUGGCCAAGGAGACAGAGCACGCCAUCGAGUCAGGCAGCGCGCUGCUGGACGAGGCGGGCAGGGAGCGAGUCUUGCAGCUCUGCGAGUCCGUUCGAAACCGCGCUGCUCGGUUGUCGCGCCCGGAGCGGGAGCUGCGGCUGCAGGAGGACCUCGCGCGCGCCGCGCUGGGCGAACCGGUCAGGCCUCGACAGGCGGGGGGGGCCGAGGCGACCAUGGCGAACCUCGAGGUGACGCGCGGCACGGCGCCCCUGUCGCUGUUCGAUUGGAAGGUGUGGACGCAGGCGCGCCCGAGCCUGUGGCGCUACGGCGACGCCGGUCACCUGGACCCGAAACGAACGGGGACCUACCCGCAGUUGCUCGCCCACGAGUGGAUCACGUGCCUGUGCAUGCGGGAGGAGAUGGAGUACACUCUGGACACCGACGAGGAGAAGCCGUACCGCGUGCGGGAGAACGACGACGAUCCAGAGGUCAACCGGUUCGCGGCGGACUGGGUGUCGUUGCACAUGUUCGCCACGUUGCACUUCUUGACGGAGCGCCACCAGUCCGCCUUCGCCUUCCUGAAGAACGGAGGCAUGAAGUGGGCCGAGAAAGUGCAGCACCUCACGCCGGAUGCCCUGGCGGCGGCCGCCCGCGCUCACGCGGGUGGCGGCGGCGUGGCGGCUUUGGCAAGCAACGCCAACGUGCCCAACGUGGUUCGGGACGCCCUGAACAUCAUGCAGAUGGCCGUCGCGGACGUUGUCGGCACCGACGGACAUCGGCGCCUCUGCCGCCACGAGGGGGUUGCCUACAUGGCGCUCUUCGGGUGCCCCUUGAUCUUCGCCACCCCGAACGUAGCGGACACGAAGCAGCCACUGUUCGUCAGGGUGGAGGGCCAGGAGAUCCCGCUCGACGACCGGAGCAUUCCAGGCCUGCGCAGCGACGUCAUCCCAAAGUACCGAGACAUGAUGCGGCGCGUCGCCCAGGACCCGGUCGGCCAGACCGUGUGCUUCGAGCUCAUCAUGCGCCUCUUCUUCAUCCACGUCCUCGGCGUCCGCCCCGAGUGCGUGGGCGGCCGCCGGCGCGGCGUUCCUCCCAGGAAACGCUGCUCCUGGGACUGGUGCACCGACGGCGUGGCGGCGUCCUCGACCGCCCCGGGGAUCUUUGGGCCCGUGCAAGCUUUCCGCGGAGAGAUCGAGGCGCAAGGUCGGGGAUCGCUCCAUCCGCACAUCCUGGUGUGGUUGUGCGCCCUCUCGACGCGGCAGCUCGUGCACCGCCUGGGCAAGUGGAUGAGGGCGUGCGUCAUGGCCGUGGAGAGCACCUGCCAGAGUUCCGUAGAGGUGUUGCCGCGGCGUUUCGGGCACGUCGACCAGCGCGUGGACCCGCUGCCAUUCUCUGUCAUCGAACGAUUCCAGUCGCGCUUCGACGGGGGCAGCGAGCUGGACGCGCUCCGCGAAGAGAAGCAGGCGGGCGCGGAGCUGACCGAGGACCAGGAGACCUUCCUGGAGACCGAGGACCGGGACUCCUGGCUCCGGCCCGAUCUGCCGUUGCGGGACGCCACGGGCCGCGAGUUGGCGCCGGGGGAGAAGGCACCGCCGCGGCCGUCCUCAUACGGCAUGCCCAUCGAUGCUUUCGCCGUGGGGAAAUGCCCCGCGUACCGGCGGCGCGGCCUCGUGCAGCAAGACACCGGCGCGGGCGAGCCGGCGGCCCGCGGGGUUGUCCCAACGGUCUGCUCGGACGCGCCCGCGGCUCAGUCGGGGCAGCAAG